Chinchilla lanigera (long-tailed chinchilla) is the source of this 3148-nucleotide messenger RNA. It is a transcript of the gene Marchf10, whose product is annotated as membrane-associated ring finger (C3HC4) 10, E3 ubiquitin protein ligase. The record is from RefSeq and is a predicted model, not a curated record. Lineage: Eukaryota; Metazoa; Chordata; Mammalia; Rodentia; Chinchillidae. Gene Ontology annotation, molecular function: zinc ion binding.
CGCCCCGCCCGCACGCCCCGCGCCCCGAGCUCCGCGAGAGGAGGGAGGAGGCCCGGUUGCCAAGGAAACGAGAGGACGCCAGGCAGCCGCCCCCACCGCCUCUGCCUCCAGAAAGGCCAGCACCCGCCGCGGAAAGCGCCUCCGCGGAGGAGGAGGAAGAGGGGCUGCUAGGAGCGAAGACGUCAGGGAUUAAGAAUCAUGCUGCAUGAAGCAAGGGACAGGCAGAAGUACUUCAAUGAUGUCCAGUAUCUACGGGACAUGCAGCAUAAGGAGGACUUCGAGUAUCAGGCUUGUUUGAGACGACAGGAGUACAGAAGAGACUUGAAUGAGAAGAAACGAGAUCAGUUUGGGGUCCAAGAGACAAGUUCUGAGAGAUCCCUGCUUUUAAGCAAUGUAUCUCCCAAACAGAGUUCUGGUGAGGAAGAGUAUGAACCAAGACCAUCAGCCAGGAAAUCUGGGGCUAAGUGUGAUUCCAAACUUCCAGCAAUUGACCAGCCACCAGUCAAGCAGAAACAUAAAAGUACUAUGACUCCCAGGAAACCAGCGCAAGUGGGCCCUAGCAAACCCAAUCCUGAUCAAGCACCGAAGAUCUUAUCAUGGAAGGGGAGACCCAACCUGGGGAGAUUGACAGUCGGCCCAGAAACGCACAGCUCAAGAGCAUCCGAGGACAGAAGCAGACAGAGGUGGCAGCCACCAGCAAAGGCACCGACUCUCUGGGGGUCAGGUCCAGUAGUCCAACAGGAAACCUUGAUGUGGGCAGGCAAAACGAAGCUGAACAGGACAACUCAAGAGAGAAGAAGUUUCACCUCAUCCUCACAGCUGGUGAGGACAGCUGAGAACCCCCCCGAAGGGACCAAACAAGGAGCCCCAAACGCUCCUUCCCUGAAAGCGCCACAUUCAGCCCUAACUCAGACCUUCCAAGGGAUGAAGAGUCCUCAGGUGCUGAGUGGCUCCGCGGGGCCAACACUCGCCCCCAGCACCAUGGCAGGGCCGAGAAGGACAGCAUGUCGGUUCCAGGGUGAAGAACGGCAUCCCACGCUAUCACUGAACACUACAGGAGAAAACGACGAUGCUGAAAAAGAAACCGACACAGAAGAAGGAAUUCUGUUGGGCGGUGUGCAAUCUCCCCACUCUCCUUCCAGUUAUAAACAAAGUAGGUUUCUUGGGCCAUCUGCCUCUCAAGGCAAAAAUAAAAAUUUCGAAGACAACGCUGACCAUUGCCGAGGUAAUUCUUUCAGAAGCCAGCCCAAUCAUGGCUCAUCAAGAAUAAGCAACACAACAGAGCCCGUGACAAAGCAGUCUUCUGUCCGGCAAAGGAUGUUCCAAGAGCCCAGGCUGCCUGCUGAGGAGCCCGUUGAGGGAAACGACGGUAGAGACAGUAAAAAUGAGAAAAAGACCUCUGAUUCAUGCAACACCAAAUCCGAUUCCAGCCCAGACAAUGAUCUCAAUGCUAAAAAUGCAUCUAAUCAUUGCAUUUCUACGGAUGAUGGGCCUGGUACCCAUGACUAUGAAAGAGACUGCCAAGGCUGUUUAACUGGUUCCAGAAAUUCUCCAAACUCCUUAACUUCUGAUAGACCAACAGCUUCAAGACCAUCAGUGAACCCAUCUGCUAGUGCUGUGGGACCAUCAGUGCAUACUGCUCUGAGGGAUCAUGUUCCAACACACUUGUCAACGUCCUCGACUUUGGGUCCUACUUUAGACCCGAGGUUCAGUGUGUGCCAACCACUGCCUGCUAUUAGAAGUGGGAAUCCAUUUGGCAAUACUGAAAACCACGAUGAUUUUCCAGUAAACGGUGCACACGAAUCUGAUGUCAGGGCAACAGAGGACAUUAAUCCGCCCAGCCAGCCACAGGGAGCUCCACUACAUGCAGAUCUCUCAGUAAGUCCUCAAGGCAGCUGGUCCUCGGUGGAUUCUCCCGGCUCAUCUCUGCCCGGAGGGAAUUUACAAGGUCACUGGCGCGUGCUUGGGUCCCUGCAAGAAAAUGGACCUUUCACUUUCUUCGUUGUGUCAGAAUCCCCAAAUCAAAAUGAUAAUAUGAACAGCAUGUCUGCCUCUGGCUUGACAAAUGAAAAAGGGGCCACUGAGAAAAAGGCGGACCCCGAGAAACUCAAGAAAUUGCAGGAAAGUCUCCUGGAGGAGGACUCGGAGGAGGAGGGAGACUUGUGUCGCAUCUGUCAGAUAGCUGGGGGUUCCCCGACCAACGCCCUGCUGGAGCCUUGCAGCUGUGUGGGAAGCCUUCGGUUUGUUCACCACAAGUGCUUGGAAAAGUGGCUGCAAGUGAAAAUAACAUCAGGAGCAGAUCUAAAUGCUGUGAAGACCUGUGAGAUGUGUAAGCAAGACCUUCUGGUUGACCUGGAUGACUUUAAUAUUACUGAGUUCUACCAAAAGCACCGGCAAUCCCGGGCACAAAAUGAGCUGAUGAAUUCGGGCCUGUACCUGAUGCUGCUGCUUCACCUGUAUGAGCAGAGGUUUGCAGAACUCAUGAGACUCGGCUAUGGGCGGCUUUCAAGAGAGAGGUUGUCAAGCAAUCACCCACAACCCAGACCAGAAGAAAACGAAAGUAUUUGGGGGUCAGUCCUGCCUUUCUGAGGGUGUGUGCUAAACCGCUCUUUUUCUGUUACCGUGUUAACCUUGACGCUGUGGAGGGGGGGAGUUAAGACCACUGCCCAGAGGCAAAAGCAACCCCCCAAAGCUUGGGGAACUGUAGCUGCAGCAAACAGUCCAGAAUGCCAGUCCAAGCACGCUGGGUACAGAGCAGAUGAGAAUUUUAAUUCAUCCUGAAAGUAAGGGAAAAGAUCAACGAAGGGGCAGAGGGCAUCAGCAUGCUUUCCUCUUUCUUUUCCUUUUUUUUCUUUUGCGGGUGCGGGGUGCGGGGGGAGUUCCUGCUAGGAUCCUGCCUGGGAUUUUCCUUCCCAAACCCUGAAAUGCACUUCCUGGCCAUUACCGAAAGAAACCACAUUCAGUGACAGGCAGGUGACUUGAUAGGAUUCCCUCAUCACAGGCCCAACCCAGUGGGUCUGUUGGAUUCGCAGGCUGAACAAAGCAAACAGGUCUCUGGAGUGAGGGUCCUCAAGGGAGGCAGCAAGGCCGUCUUCCAGCGGAGUGUGGGAAAGUCUCCCCUGGGUUCCGAAUUCCCCCGAGAUUCCAA